UCUCAAACUCCCUCUCUCACUUACAUUACACCUCUUCUCUCUCUCAUUUCGUUUCCAUCUUUCCAAAUUUAUAGGACUACCCCUAAAAAAAGCAAGAACCACUAAAAAAUCCACCGUAGAUAUUAAUUUUGCCCCCCAAAAUAAGAAAAAAAUUCAUUCAAAACCCCAUUGAAUUCCACCAAAAUUAAACCUUAGCCCUCGGAGUUCGGCGGCUUCGGGUGGCUUCCGCUUAAUCGACGCCGGCGCGAGCUUAUGCCCUUGUUUUGAGCUCGGUCGUAGCGGACCCCGGCUCCUCAUCGUCGGGAUUUUUCAUCUUCCAUGGAGGCUGAGCUUUUCUUUUCUCAUUUCUCAAGCGAUUCGGGAAAAAGCUCUUGGAUUUGAAUUGGGUUUUUUUUUUAUAUUUAAUUUUUUUAUUAUUAUUUCAUAUUCUGGGUUUUGCUUCAAUUUGAGAUUCUGGUUCUUAAUUGGUGUUGGCCAAGCUUUUAGAACCUCAUCCUUUUAGUAUAUUCUUCGAGUAUUUUUUAAAUAAUCAAGGAGCUUGUUUUUCCGGGCUCCAAUGCGAAGCGGAUUCAACUGGAAUAUUACCAAAGGACCCCGAUCAGAAACCACGAUUUUCCAAGAAAAUCCUAUAAUUUUCCCGUCUGAUCAAACAGUACUAUUGCCAAAGUCCACCAUCGCCACCACCCCCAUGUCGAAUCAGAUCAUGCUACGCAACCACUCAUCGAACCGGCGGCAACCCUUGCUAAAAAACCAAUCCUCGUCGGGAAACACGCGGCUGGCCGAGGUCGCCGGCGGCACCGCAGCCGAAUGCGCCGCCGUGUGCUGCUGCUGCCCAUGUGGGCUGAUGAACCUUCUGUUCCUCGCCAUCUACAAGCUCCCCGCCGGGCUGUGCCGCCGCGCCAUGAGGAGAAAGCGUCGCCGUCAGAUGAUCAAGAAGGGUCUCCUGCCGCCUCCGGCAAGGCGGCGGCGCUGCUCGUGUGGCUUCGACGAGACCGAGCUUCAGAUUCACUCGAUGGCAUCAACCGAGGACGACAUCUUUUCGCCGGAGUGUAAGGGUCACCAAGUGACGUCGUUUUACUCGACGGAGGAAUCAGAUAGGGAGGUGGAGGAGCUGGAGAAGGAGAUGUGGGAUAGGUUUUACAGCACUGGCUUUUGGAGAAGCCCUUCCCAGCGAGAACCUUCCUCUUUGCCAACCACCACCACAUAACUGUAAAAAAAAAAAUAUCCUAGUCUUGUUUUUACACCUCAAGUGAAAAGUUUCUACAUCUUUUACUAAUCAUUUGUGAUUUUGUGACUUUUUUUUAUUUAUUUUUAUUUUGUUUCUUUUAUUACGUGAUGAUGGUGUAUGAUUCGUUCGAUUGUGUAGGGUUUGCCUUUGUUUUUGUUUUGAUUUUUUUUUUUUAUUAAGAUGUGAUUAUGUGCUGGCUGCUGAUGUAUGUACUAUGUAUGAAUAGCAACAUUUCUUUAAAGAAAGAUAAAAGGUUCUUUUUAGAUUAAGGAAUAGAUUCAGGUUGAUAAGGGAAUUGGUUCUGUGUGCUUGUGAAAGUUUGGGCGUUGAUAAGGGCAUGUUUGAUAGAGAUGUAGUAUUCAAUCCUCGUCAUUUGUUUGACUUUUAUGGAUUGUUUGUGUUAAAUUACGAAAAUAAUGAGAGUGCAAGAGUAUUGAAGAA
Messenger RNA from Humulus lupulus (European hop), 1669 nucleotides. RefSeq lists its product as uncharacterized. NCBI's taxonomy places the organism in Eukaryota, Viridiplantae, Streptophyta, Magnoliopsida, Rosales, Cannabaceae. The record is from RefSeq and is a predicted model, not a curated record. The coding region runs from base 557 to 1207 and encodes 216 amino acids. The transcript has a single exon.